AUGUCCGACUCGGAUGACGCCGGACGCGUAGCGUACGAACUGCUGCGAACUCACGGAGACGUGCGCAAGGCAGAGACGCACGAGGCGAUCGUCCGAGCGCUGAGCUGUGUGAAGGACGACCGACACGGCGCUGAGGUCCUGCAGCGCCAUCACGCCACUGAAUAUGGUCGGGCACCUUUUGUACGCGGACAGGAGCUGCGCGAGGUGUCUGCGAGGAGGAGUCAGCUGCGGGACAAGUGGAGACGCCGGCAGAAGAGUGAGGUACCUGAAGAAGGCGCGACGAUCGAAGACGUGCGCCAGCGCUUUCCCAAGUUGUUUGAAGGCGUGGUGGAAGAGCGGACGGAGCACGAGAAGUUAAAUGCAGCCGCACAUCGUGUUUUAGCUCCAAAGAAAGUAUCAGUGCAUGCAGCAUCGACUUCAGUAGGGGCUGGGAGCGACUCCGUUGUUCCUCUGUCGAACGUGCGAACGAGGGCGGGGUCUGGUAACAACGACGUGAACUUCUUGGACGACAACAUCGCAAACGGACCGUCUGAAACCUCUGUCUUUUCAAUGCCGAGAAAUGCUGCAUCUCGGCCUGAACGAGGGCUGAGUGAACUGCUGAGUAAGAGGUCACGCCUGCCCCAUGAAGACCUCGAGCCAUUCGGCGACGGUGCUCGCCCCAAGCUUUUGCCGCAACGUAGUCCUUUCCAGACUGCUUCAGAACAACUACAGCGUGACAGGAGUACUCGUAAUGUCGAUGACGAUGAGCCGAGAAGCAGAAAUAGAGGGCGGCGGGAUGAUGUGCGUGGUCCUCCGCGUGGAGCAUACCACCCCGUCAACCACAAUCUUCUUUUCGGCGGAGGUGCGAAUGGAGACAACGACGGGUACAUAUCGGGGUCAUCUGCAGUCAGCAAAAAGUUUGUGUCUCCGAUGAACAACAAUGGCACAAACAAAAGUGUCAAGCAAGCUGUGUCCCCGCACGAGGAUGAAAACAUGGACCCACGACUGAAGAGUUGUGAUCCCGAGCUGAUCGAAAAGAUCGAGAUGGAGAUCGUUGACAACGGAGACCCGGUGACAUUUGACGACAUCGCUGGACUGCAAUUUGCGAAGAAGUGCGUGAACGAGCUGGUCAUUUGGCCGAUGCAGCGACCAGAUAUCUUCACCGGACUUCGUUCUCUUCCGAAAGGCUUGCUACUAUUUGGACCCCCUGGUACGGGCAAAACGCUGAUUGGCAAAGCCAUUGCUAGUCAGUGCAAUGCAACUUUCUUCAAUAUAUCGGCGAGCUCCUUGACAAGCAAAUGGAUCGGUCAAGGAGAGAAACUCGUUCGAACUCUGUUUGCUGUCGCGGCCGUGAAACAGCCUUCGGUGAUAUUUAUUGACGAAAUCGAUUCGCUAUUGACGCAACGAAGCUCAGAAGACAAUGAAGCUAGUAGACGAAUGAAGACCGAAUUCCUGGUGCAGCUCGAUGGUGCCGGAACGAAAGCGAAGGACAUCAUACUUGUCGUUGGUGCCACAAACCGACCUCAAGAGCUUGACGAAGCAGCACGUCGACGAUUCGUGAAGCGUUUGUAUAUUCCUCUUCCUUCGCUCGAGGCUAGACUAGACAUGAUCAGCAGGCUGCUCAAGAACAACCAGAACGACCUGACAGGCGAGAAUUUGGCGUUCAUUGCUGAGUCCACUAAGGGAUACUCCGGUGCAGACGUUCGAGCUCUCUGUACCGAGGCUGCGAUGGGUCCGAUUCGAAACUGCGCCGAUAUUCGCACGAUGGAUGCGGAUUCUGUUCGUCCGAUCAACUCAGACGACUUCAAAGACGCAUUGCGUGGGGUACGCUCCAGCGUCGCGGCAAGGGAUCUCGCAUUUUACAAAGAGUGGAAUGACGAGUUCGGAAGCUUUGCUUUCGAGAGCCACGAGGCUUCUUGA
Messenger RNA from Hyaloperonospora brassicae, 1899 nucleotides. NCBI's taxonomy places the organism in Eukaryota, Oomycota, Peronosporomycetes, Peronosporales, Peronosporaceae. The record is from the annotation of a GenBank genome assembly.